AUGACCCUCAUCUCCCCAUCCAUACUGAAGAAGUACAGCAUCCCCUUCGACAGGGUAGGUAGCAUGACACAGUUGAGGGGUUAGGGGUUGAAACUGGGGGCUGGAAAAGGCCUGUGCCCGAAUUCAUAAAGUAUGUCAGAACAGGAGUGUUGAUUUAGGAUCAGUUGCCUUUAAGAUUAUAAUGAAUGGACAUGGGGGGACCUGAUCCUAGAUCAACACUCUACUCUGCGACUCUUGAUACAUACAGCCCCUGGGCUCUAAAGUUUGAAAGCAACAGAAUGUUCCGUCAGGGUUAAUUGUUACAUCAUGUGACCACAUCCAUUUGAUUGAUGUCAUACAAUCAUGUAUGACAUUUAACCAAUAACACCUCUCAAUUUGACCAUCUAUAUUUGACGUAUAUUCCGGUAAUGCAAUAUAACUCAUUUCAUCACAUAACCACUUUAACCUGUUAACAGCUCUCAGAAAGGAGACACUCAACCACUGAAGGCAGUUUUAGUAAUAACCCCUCUGAAUGGAACCCGCUGCUGAACCACAAUUGCAAUUCUUCAACCUGAAAGAGGACAUGGUAGCCUUGUUCAGCAUAUGUCUGUGUCCCAAAUGGCUGCCUAUUUAGUGCCUUACUUUUGACCAGGGCCCAUAGGGCUCAGGUCAAAAGUAGUGCACUAUUUUGGAAAUAGGGUGCCAUUUGGGACACACCCCUAUGACUAGCUGACUCUAGCACUGACCGCAGAUAAAAAUGUAUGGGGUGUAUGAAAGCCUGCCAUCGCUGAGUAAAGUGGAGGUUAACGGCACAUUAGAUGAGGAUGGCUGGGUCAGGAGGCAUGCUGAAGUUGGUGUCGGUGUGUGGGUGGUCUCCAGUCAACCUAUGGGACGAAUGACAGGGAAAUUGCAGAAGAGCAGUGAAUGAAUGGACGGAGGACGUAGAAGUGAAGACGCUAACAUGUAGGCUUGCACACACGUGCUCAUGUAACGGGGGUCAGUGUGCUGCUAACAGCUUAGCUUCUUCCACUGUCCGACUGCCCCACACUGGGCUCGAACCAGUGAUCCUUUGCUUUGUAAUACACGUUACCGCCCUCCUUAACAACAUUCCAACGGGUUGAGCCACCCAAAAGGUACCAAUUGGAUGGCUCAAUCUGCGACAUUUCAAGAUAGCUGUGGAAUGAGCUUACGGUAUGUUUUUAACUCUGUUACUCACACAAAUAGGCCUAUGCAGUACACACACUCACACACACGCACACACACAGUAUUGAUAGGUUGAAAAUGAGAUUGAUGACGUCUUUAUACAAAGACCAUAGCUUCACUUCACACUAAAUUAUGAUGGGGAUUGAGCCAUGAGUCUUGGUUACAUUUAAAUGUCCAUCUUUUCACAUUCCGCAAUAAAUGAAUCACUAUGUAAAUGUUUUCUAUGGAUAAUAAAUGUAGGAGAUAGAAACUCUCAUGGUGCGAAAAAAUUAAAUAAAUAAAAAAAUAGAAAAUGUGUAACACAGUUCUCCACUGUCUGCAGAGUUCAGCUUUUUCCCCAAGUUGUAUUUUUUUUCUUCCUUUUUUUCUCUUUCCUUUUUGCCGUUUUCCUUCGGGGUGUCGUUAUCACAGGGACCGUGUUACCUGACACACACCGAGAGCGUCUCCCUUGAUUUGAGUGUAAAAAUAACUCCGGCUUUGUGCUUUGCUGCAGCUACAAGAGGAGCAAAAACAGCCUUUGAUAUUGGGACUACUCUGUUUUACCUCCCACUCUCUCUCUUCCAUCGCGCAGCCUGCCUGUCUCCCAUCUCUACACUUCCUUUAGUCUGACUUCAUGUGCCUCUCUCCUCUAUCAUGAGUGCUAGUCCUAACUAGUCAAUGGUUAAAGCUAAAAUAAUACGCGUUCCUCUUAGAGAGGAGAGAUGAGAUGAAUGAAUGAAGAGGCGCUUACGAGCAAGGGUCCAAAACUUCUAGCAUAUUUGAAGUUCAGCUGUAGAAAACUCAUUUUGAGUGCAAAAAGUAAUAUAUCUCUGGCAGGGAUUGCCAAUGACCCUGAAUUAAUAGCAGUAAACAUAGAAAACCAGUAGUGUCGAAAUAAAAACCUCCAAAUCAUUUGUCAGGCUUCAUUUCGAAGAGAUGACCGGUGAGCUGUGUCUUCUUCAGCCUCUCCGGCUCUCAGUAAAUGAUGGCCCCGCCUCAGAACGAAGCGCAACCAAAUGCACAUUUUCAUUUGCGCGGGCUGGCUAAUUCCCUGCGCCACGCUCGCUGGCUUCAGUCUAAUUGCUCUUGUGCAGCCGCAAAUGGUUCUCUAGGAGCCGUAGCCGCUAGGCAGCUCAAGUGAGGGAGGGAGGAAGAGAGGAAGAGAAGGGUGGGUUGAAAAAGCAAAUCCACCUUCCCAUCAGUGCUUAAUGAUUGUGCAUAUUAAGAACGAGCCCCUGUGUUUAUGUUCCCCAUGGCUGGGUUGCAGGGCUUGCAAAGACCCUGUUUUUGCCAAGUCCAUCCAUCCGAAUGGAGUUUAAUUUCCUUAAUCAUUUUAGCAGAUUGUUCCUAAUCUCCGCCCAUCAAAACCUGGGUUAAUAACACUGUUUUCUUAUGCGAUAUCGAUAUGAAGUUUUAUGAGUUUGCAUACUUGACCAUUAAGGCUCAGUCAGUUAAUGUUGUGUUUUUGUGUUGACUUAACUUUUUAUGCAAAUAUUUACAGUAUUCUGGGUCAAUCAUCCAAACGUGAAACAGAAUGUUCAGAUUUGGAUUAAUGUGGAAGUAACACUAGAUUAUACGACUGCAUCCUGUUGAUUGAUUGAUAUAAAACCGCAGAGGACCAUUAAACAUUUAACCCUUCCCCUCUCCAGAUCACUCAGGAAGAAGGCGAGUUUAUGAUCACAUUUCCCUAUGGCUACCACGCCGGUUUCAACCAUGGCUUCAACUGCGCCGAGUCCACCAACUUUGCCACCCUGCGCUGGAUCGACUACGGCAAGAUGGCAACACAGGUGGGUCAAUGCACACUAAACCAGAUGGUCACCCCAGAGUCCCCCACAAACACACACCACUAUAACGGACUGCCAUUUUAA
Messenger RNA from Coregonus sp. 'balchen', 3029 nucleotides. Lineage: Eukaryota; Metazoa; Chordata; Actinopteri; Salmoniformes; Salmonidae. The record is from the annotation of a GenBank genome assembly.